Messenger RNA from Spirometra erinaceieuropaei, 526 nucleotides. NCBI's taxonomy places the organism in Eukaryota, Metazoa, Platyhelminthes, Cestoda, Diphyllobothriidea, Diphyllobothriidae. The record is from the annotation of a GenBank genome assembly.
AUGGUUUGUUAUCUGCCGUCAGCCAGUCACACCCUGACCUCGCAGUGCGGAACACCUGGGGCUCGAUCCCACGACCUGCUGGUUAAACGUCCAACGUCCCUAGCCACUGAGCCACGGUUCGUUGUCCUGUCGUUUGCGAUCGGGCAUAAAUAGGGUUAGGACGACUAUCGCCGAGGAUGAUGAUGAUGAUGAUGAUGAUGAUGAUGAUGAUGAUGAUGAUGAUGAUGAUGAUGAUGAUGAUGAUGAUGAUGAUGAUGAUGAUGAUGAUGAUGAUGAUGAUGAUGAUGAUGAUGAUGAUGAUGAUGAUGAUGAUGAUGGCGUCGGCGGCGGCGGUGGUGGUGGUUGUGGUGGUGACGAUGACGAUGAUGAUAAUACUAAUAGGGACGGCGAUGCUGCUGCUGCUGCUGCUGCUGCUGCUGCUGCUGCUGCUGCUGCUGCUGCUGCUGCUGCUGCUGCUGCUGCUGCUGCUGCUGCUGCUGCUGCUGCUGCUGCUGCUGCUGCUGCUGCUGCUGCUGCUGCUGCAUAG